Messenger RNA from Endocarpon pusillum Z07020, 1413 nucleotides. RefSeq lists its product as uncharacterized. Gene Ontology annotation, biological process: transmembrane transport; metal ion transport. The transcript has 7 exons. Gene Ontology annotation, cellular component: membrane. Lineage: Eukaryota; Fungi; Ascomycota; Eurotiomycetes; Verrucariales; Verrucariaceae. The record is from RefSeq and is a predicted model, not a curated record. Gene Ontology annotation, molecular function: metal ion transmembrane transporter activity. The coding region runs from base 1 to 1413 and encodes 470 amino acids.
AUGGCAGCAUCCCGGCCUUAUCAACCUCCGACUCCUGACCCUGCAGUCUUCGCCGGCUGGGAGCAGUACCCAGCUAACCUACAGAACUACGAUCCAGUACAAACCCGAGGUAUCCAAUUGAAUCGCCAAAUCACGAACGUUGCUAGCGACUUAUUUGACCAAUAUAUCAGAGUGCGAGUCAUCGACAUAGUUGAACAAGGAGGUGCUUUGACUUGCAGGCGAGAUGUUUAUACCGAUGCAGCUGCAUUGAGGGGCGUCAUCUCACCGAAAGCGAACCCACGAAUCAGAAUUAUAUCUAUAAACCAGAGUGGUUCCAUCACUCCCCUGCAAAUCACGAAAGAGUUGAUGCUCCAAAUAUUGACACGAUAUCAAGUGUUGCCGGAGUUCCUAGAGGUCCUACUCUCGUUUGGGUCCAUCCCUCAUGUUGCAGAAGCUGGCAACAGCAACUUAGCAGUUGUUGAAUCUGACGGCGGAACGAAACAUACCUCAUACCAGUUUAGAUACGCUGAAGAGAAUCACACUCCGCUAAAGCCACCUUGGUCGAUCCGCCAAACGGGCGUCUACCACCAGCACAAUACUCAAUUCGACCUCUGGAUUUUGCUGAAUCCAGUCGGAGGCAGUUCUCUUGAAAGGCAGCUGGAAGCACUCGAGAGAUUUCAGAGUUCCGAAACAUUGAAAAAGAUCACUCGUAACCCAUUCCGACUGCAUCAUCUAGUGUUUGAUGCAUAUAUCCGUAAUUGGCGUUGGCAUAUUCGAUAUCUUGGGGAGAAGUUUGAAGAGAAGAGUGAUCUGGCAUUCGUCUUCGAUCCGAACCUAGCAUCAUAUGCUGUCGUGAGUUUUGACGCGGUCCAAGUGCUGAGAGACCUACACGAUGACGUUAUGGCCUUAAGCGCACAUUGCAACGGAGAUUUGAAAGUUAUUAGGGUUUUGAGGAGGCAACAGAUGAUCAAAGCAGAUAUCCUGUCGCUAGAAACAUUCUCGACAUUACUUGAAGGAUACAAUGAAAGCUUGAAGGUUUUGCAGAACCGAGUUCAGAAUACUGUUGAACUGAUUGCGUACGCGCUUGACACCAAAAAGCAAGAUGCAGCAGCCAAACUCAAUGAGCAUAUAGCAGGUUUGACAACAGAGACAAUGGACGAUAAUGCCACGGUGAAAUUAAUAACAGUAUUCUCGUUGAUCUACCUGCCCGGCAGCUUUGUAGGAACAUUUUAUGGAAUGAAUUUCUUUGGAUAUAACAGCAAAACCCGAAGAAUCGAGAUUGGGAAAAACUUCUGGAUUUAUGUUAUGACAUGGAUUGGACUAACACUGGUUACGAUAAUCUUUUAUCGAUUACUCCGGAUGAGGCACGAUGCCCAGAAGAGGAAGACCCAUCGUUUGCCAUUGGUGUCCACGAAAUGGGCAUCUGAACCAUAA